GAUUUCGAGGCUGGGGAUGAUGUGGAGCUGUCCUUCCUGAAGAACGGGCGGUGCCAGGGGGAUUUCGAGGCCGGGGACGAUGUGGAGCUGUCCUUCCUGAAGAACGGGCGGUGCCAGGGGGUGGCAUUCCGUGUCCCCAAGGCGCUGCUGGCCGGCCGGGCGCUCUUUCCCCACGUGCUGGUCAAGAACUGCAGCGUCCACUUCAACUUCGGGCAGCGGCCGCGGCCACUCCGGCCACUGACCCCCGGCUACAGCCUGAUCCAGGCCAGCCCGGCCGGACACAGGGACAGGGGGACACGGGGACCACGGACAAAGGCUGAGUGCGAGGUGCUGUUGAUGGUGGGGCUCCCGGGCGCGGGGAAGACGACGUGGGCGCUGCGUCACGCGGCCGAGAACGCCGGGAGGAGAUUCAACAUCCUGGGCACCAACGCCAUCAUGGACAGGAUGAGGGUGAUGGGUUUAAGAAGACAGCGGAACUACGCCGGGCGCUGGGAUGUGCUGAUCGGCCAGGCCACGCAGUGCCUGAACCGCCUGAUCCAGAUCGCGGCCAGGAAACGGCGCAACUACAUCCUGGACCAGACCAACGUGUACGCCUCAGCCCAGCGCAGGAAGCUCCGUCCCUUCGCGGGGUUCCGGCGCGUGGCCGUGGUGCUGUGCCCGCCGGAGCCGGAGCUGCGCCUGCGCACGGCCAAGCGCACGCGCGAGGAGGGCAAGGACGUGCCCGAGCUGGCCGUGCUCCAGAUGAAGGGUGGGUGGGCAGAGAAGUUUGGG
Molecule: messenger RNA, 771 nt
Organism: Zonotrichia leucophrys gambelii
Lineage: Eukaryota; Metazoa; Chordata; Aves; Passeriformes; Passerellidae
Product: heterogeneous nuclear ribonucleoprotein U-like protein 1
Exons: 5
Cellular component (GO): nucleoplasm
Molecular function (GO): protein binding; RNA binding
Source: RefSeq, a predicted model, not a curated record